AUGUACAAUGAUACCUACCCCAACGUGCGGCAGUUCUUGCGCAUUCCUUUUGCACAGCCCCCUGUGGGUGGUCUUCGUUGGGAACCGCCUCAGAAAUUAUCGAAUUCCUCCAAAGUAUAUGAUUCCACCCGCUUCGGUCCCGCCUGUCCGCAAUAUGUGUCCUCAUCACAUGUUUUCUGGAACGAAUAUGCGCCACCUAACCCAUUGCUCAGCCUGGGUGAGCGACGUGACCAGGGCGCUGUAGCCUGGUCCUCGGACGAGGACUGCCUCUCCCUCGCUGUAUGGGCUCCUUCGUACGCAAAUAAAUCUUCGCAGCUCCCCGUCGCGCUCUUCAUCACAGGAGGCGGCGGCCUCAUUGGAGGCAUUACUGUCCCUUCUCAGUUACCGGAGCAGUGGGUGUCACGUUCCCAGGAACAUAUUGUUGUCACCAUCAACUACCGUGUCAAUAUCUUUGGAAACCCCAAGUCUCGCGCCGUGCGGGAGACAUCGCUCACGCUGCUCGACGUAAGAGCCGCUGUUGAGUGGGUUCAUGAAAAUAUCCAGCAAUUUGGAGGCGACAGAGACAACAUACUUUUGUGGGGAGAGUCCCAAGGCGCCAGGCUGGUAAACAUGUAUAUCACAGCUUUCUGGGAAAAGCCUCUCGCCGCCAAAUUUGGGCUUCUUUCCAACGGCCCAAACUACAUCAUCAACACCGCUGAAGUUAAAGACCCUUACGCCGAUUUCGACGUUGUGGCCAAAAGCCUUGGCUGCGACUACGGCGACGAUUAUGGAGCUGAGCUUGAAUGCAUGCGCCAUGUUUCUUGGGUGCAGAUCGAGGAGUUUAUCAACAGAUAUGAUAAGAAGCCGAGCAUUGCGUUUGACAACUAUAUUCCCGACGAGAGAUACAUCUUCGCCAACAAAUCCGACCGGUAUGCGAAGCAUCUCGUGGCACGAGGACCUGCCAUCCGUUCCACAACAUCAACCGAGCUAGAGCCCUCACCCAACUUGACUCAUACUGUUGAGGUUGCUCGUAACUUUAAUUGUUUUGCAUUGAGUGAUACCAGGCUGCGUGAGUCUAUUGGCCUGGAGAGCUUCCGCUACUUCUAUGUUGGUAACUAUUCCAACAUUAGCCCUGAACCGUGGUUAGGUGCCUAUCACUGGACGGAUUUACUUAUGAUCUUUGGCACAUAUGCCAAGAUGGUUGGUGAUAUUCCUCAAGGUGAAAUCGACACAUCUGCCGCCAUGCAAGACUACUUUGUCGCUUUCCUCAAAGAGGGUGCCAAUGUGGCGAGCUCCGUAGGCUGGCCUGUUUUCCAACACCAGGAUAAGAAUAAUGGCUCCAUUAUUGAGUUUGGAGCGCGUGGUUCUCCAGCUCGAAACGUUACCGGUGAUUAUCUCGACGCUUCCUGUUACAACCCUUACGCGCUUGACGCUUUAAUGAAACUGAUUGCCGCCCUUAUGUAG
Molecule: messenger RNA, 1443 nt
Organism: Clonostachys rhizophaga
Lineage: Eukaryota; Fungi; Ascomycota; Sordariomycetes; Hypocreales; Bionectriaceae
Source: the annotation of a GenBank genome assembly